UGUGCGGGACGGGGCACGGACAGACGGACAGAGCCCAUGCGGACCCCUAACUGAGCUUCAUCCCCCCGCCCCCUCCUCCUCCUCCCCUUCCUCCUCCUCCUCUCCCUGGCUCCCUUCCUGCCCAGCACAUGUAAAAGUUGUGCGUGGGGCUCCGCUCCCGUCCCGCUCCCGGUGCUGCCGGCGGCAGGAGCCGGGCUGGGAUCACCCCCACCGCGGAGCAGGGACCCCCCGGAGCAGGGACCCCCCCGGGUCCCCUCGCCCAUGCUGGAUUUCGGCCCGGGAAGGUGACUGCGGGAGGAAGCGGCGCCGCGCCGGGUCGGGGUAACCAUGAAUGAGAUGUCGAGUUUCCUGCACAUCGGGGACAUCGUCUCCCUGUACGCCGAGGGCUCCGUCAAUGGCUUCAUCAGCACCCUGGGGCUGGUGGACGAUCGGUGCGUGGUGGAACCGGCUGCUGGGGACCUGGACAACCCCCCCAAGAAGUUUCGAGAUUGCCUCUUCAAAGUGUGCCCCAUGAACCGCUACUCCGCCCAGAAGCAGUACUGGAAGGCCAAGCAGACCAAGCAGGACAAGGACAAGAUUGCAGAUGUGGUGCUGCUGCAGAAGCUCCAGCACGCGGCCCAGAUGGAGCAGAAGCAGAACGAGACGGAGAACAAGAAGGUGCACGGGGACGUGGUGAAGUAUGGCAGCGUCAUCCAGCUCCUGCACAUGAAGAGCAACAAGUACCUGACGGUGAACAAGCGGCUGCCGGCGCUGCUGGAGAAGAACGCCAUGCGGGUCACGCUGGAUGCCACCGGCAACGAGGGCUCCUGGCUCUUCAUCCAGCCCUUCUGGAAGCUGAGGAGCAACGGGGAUAACGUAGUCGUGGGAGACAAAGUCAUCCUGAACCCUGUCAACGCCGGGCAGCCUCUGCACGCCAGCAACUACGAGCUUGCUGACAACGCUGGCUGCAAGGAGGUGAACUCUGUCAAUUGUAACACCAGCUGGAAAAUCAACCUGUUCAUGCAGUUCUGCGACCACAUGGAGGAAGUGCUGAAAGGGGGGGACGUGGUGAGGCUGUUCCACGCCGAGCAGGAGAAGUUCCUCACCUGUGAUGAGUACAAGGGCAAGCUGCACGUCUUCCUCCGCACCACCCUGAGGCAAUCAGCCACCUCGGCCACCAGCUCCAACGCCCUGUGGGAGGUGGAGGUGGUCCACCACGACCCGUGCCGAGGGGGAGCCGGGCACUGGAACGGCUUGUACCGCUUCAAGCACCUCGCCACGGGCAACUACCUGGCAGCAGAGGAAAACCCAAGUUAUAAAGGAGACGUGGCUGAGCCCAAAGCAGUGCCCACGGGGAGCAGCAGCCGCGCCAGCCGCAGGAACACGGGCGAGAAGAUCAAGUACCGGCUGGUGGCCGUGCCCCACGGCAACGACAUCGCCUCCCUCUUCGAGCUGGACCCCACCACGCUGCAGAAGACGGACUCCUUCGUCCCACGGAACUCCUACGUGAGGCUGCGCCACCUCUGCACCAACACCUGGAUCCAGAGCACCAACGUGCCCAUUGACAUCGACGAGGAGAGACCCAUCCGCCUCAUGCUGGGCACGUGCCCCACCAAGGAAGACAAAGAAGCUUUUGCCAUCGUCUCUGUGCCUGUGUCUGAGAUCCGGGACCUGGACUUCGCUAACGACGCCAGCUCGAUGCUGGCCAACGUGGUGGAGAAGAUGAACGAAGGUUUCCUCAGCCAGAAUGACCGGAGGUUUGUGAUCCAGCUGUUGGAGGACUUGGUGUUCUUCGUCAGUGACGUCCCCAACAAUGGCCAGAACGUGCUGGACAUCGUGGUGACCAAGCCCAACCGGGAGCGGCAGAAGCUGAUGCGGGAGCAGAACAUCCUGAAGCAGAUCUUUGGGAUCCUGAAAGCCCCCUUCAAGGACAAGGGCGGGGAAGGGCCCCUGGUGAGGCUGGAGGAGCUGUCAGACCAGAAGAACGCUCCCUACCAGUACAUGUUCCGGCUGUGCUACCGCGUGCUGCGGCACUCCCAGGAGGACUAUCGCAAGAACCAGGAGCACAUUGCCAAGCAGUUCGGGAUGAUGCAGUCCCAGAUCGGGUACGACAUCCUGGCCGAGGACACCAUCACGGCCCUGCUGCACAACAACCGCAAGCUGCUGGAGAAGCACAUCACCAAGACCGAGGUGGAGACCUUCGUCAGCCUCGUGCGCAAGAACCGCGAGCCCCGGUUCCUGGACUACCUCUCGGACCUGUGCGUGUCCAACCACAUCGCCAUCCCCGUCACCCAGGAGCUGAUCUGCAAGUGUGUCCUGGACUCCAAGAACAGCGACAUCCUCAUCAAAACUGAGCUGAGGCCAGUGAAGGAGAUGUCCCAGUCCCACGAGUACCUGAGCAUCGAGUACUCAGAGGAGGAGGUCUGGCUCACCUGGACGGACAAGAACAACGACCACCACGAGAAAAGCAUCCGGCAGCUGGCACAGGAGGCCCGGGCUGGCAAUGCCCACGACGAGAAUGUCCUCAGCUACUACAGGUACCAGCUGAAGCUCUUUGCCCGCAUGUGCCUGGACCGCCAGUAUUUGGCCAUCAAGGAGAUCUCCCAGCAGCUGGGAGUGGACCUGAUCUUCCUCUGCAUGGCAGAUGAGAUGCUGCCCUUCGACCUGCGGGCGUCCUUCUGCCACCUCAUGCUGCACGUGCACGUGGACAGGGACCCCCAGGAGCUGGUGAUGCCCGUCAAGUUUGCACGGCUCUGGACCGAGAUCCCCACGGCCAUCACGAUCAAAGACUACGACUCGAACCUUAAUGUGUCGCGCGAUGACAAGAAGAACAAGUUUGCCAGCACCAUGGAGUUCGUGGAGGACUACCUCAACAACGUGGUGAGCGAGGCCGUGCCCUUCGCCAACGAGGAGAAGAACAAGCUCACCUUCGAGGUCGUCAGCCUUGCCCACAACCUCAUCUACUUCGGCUUCUACAGCUUCAGCGAGCUGCUGCGCCUGACACGGACCCUGCUGGGCAUCAUCGACUGCGUCCAGAACCCCCAGCUGAUGAUGCAGGCGGUCUACAACGACGAGGUGACGGGGAAGAACGUGCGGAGGUCGAUCCAGGGCGUGGGGCAGAUGAUGUCCACCAUGGUGCUGAGCAGGAAACAGUCCAUCUUCAGCCCCCCAAGCCUCAGUGCUGGGUCAGCCCCAGAGCAAGUGGACAGAGGGAGGAGCAUUGAGAACGAGAACAUUGUGGUGAUGGAGACCAAGCUGAAGAUCCUGGAGAUCUUGCAGUUCAUCCUGAACGUGCGGCUGGACUACAGGAUUUCCUACCUGCUCUCCGUCUUCAAGAAGGAGUUUGUGGAAGUUUACCCCAUGCAGGACAGUGCAGCCGACGGGACAGCUCCAGCCUUCGACUCCACAACUGCAGCCAUGAACCUGGACCGGAUCGGCGAGCACGCAGAGGCCAUGUUCGGUGUGGGGAAGUCGAGCAGCAUGUUGGAGGUGGAUGACGAGGGAGGGAGGAUGUUCCUGCGGGUGCUGAUCCACCUGACGAUGCACGACUACCCCCCGCUCAUCUCGGGCUCUCUGCAGCUCCUCUUCAAGCACUUCAGCCAGAGGCAGGAGGUCCUGCACACCUUCAAACAGGUUCAGCUCCUGAUCUCAGCCCAGGAUGUGGAGAACUACAAGGUGAUCAAGUCUGAGCUGGACAAACUCCGCACGAUGGUGGAGAAAUCGGAGCUCUGGGUGGACAAGAAGGGCAGCAGCAAAGGGGACAGCGCAGUGGAGGGGAACAAGAAGGAGAAGAAGGAGCACGCUGCCGAUGAGGAGGUCAUUGCUCCGGGAGAGAAGAGCAGCGAGAACUACCAGAUAGUCAAGGGGAUCCUGGAGCGGCUCAAUAAGAUGUGCGGGGUCGGGGAGCAGGUGCGCAAGAAGCAGCAGCGGCUGCUCAAGAACAUGGACGCCCACAAAGUGAUGCUGGACCUGCUGCAGAUCCCGUAUGAGAAGGGGGAUGCCAAGAUGAUGGAGAUCCUGAAGUUCACCCACCAAUUCCUGCAGAAGUUUUGUGCUGGCAAUCAGGAAAACCAGGCCCUGCUGCACAAACACCUCAACCUGUUCCUGACCCCAGGGCUGCUGGAGGCAGAGACGAUGCAGCACAUCUUCCUCAACAACUACCAACUCUGCUCGGAGAUCAACGAGACGGUGCCCCAGCACUUCAUCCACUGCGUGGCCACCCACGGCCGCCACGUCCAGUACCUCGACUUCCUGCACACCAUCAUCAAGGCCGAGGGCAAGUACGUCAAGAAGUGCCAGGACAUGAUCAUGACCGAGCUCACCAACGCCGGGGACGACGUGGUGGUUUUCUACAACGACAAGGCUUCCCUGGCCACCCUCCUGGAGAUGAUGACGGCAGCCAGGGAUGGGGUGGAGGAGAACAGUCCCCUGAUGUACCACAUCUCCCUGGUGGACCUGCUGGCUGCCUGUGCUGAGGGCAAGAACGUCUACACGGAGAUCAAGUGCACGUCCCUGCUGCCCCUGGAGGACGUGGUGCGGGUGGUGACACACGAGGAUUGCAUCACGGAGGUGAAGAUGGCCUACGUGAACUUUGUCAACCACUGCUACGUGGACACGGAGGUGGAGAUGAAGGAGAUCUACACCAGCAACCACAUCUGGACUCUGUUUGAGAACUUCACCCUGGACAUGGCCCAGAUGUGCAAGAAGCGAGAGAAGCGCCUGCCAGACGCCACGCUGGAGAAGUACGUGCUGACAGUGGUGCUGGACACCAUCAAUGCGUUCUUCAGCUCCCCCUUCUCGGAGAACAGCACCUCGCUGCAGACCCACCAGACCAUCGUGGUGCAGCUUCUCCAGUCCACCAUGAGGCUGCUGGAGUGUCCCUGGCUGCAGCAGCAGCACAAGAGCUCGGUGGAGUCCUGCAUCCGCACGCUGGCCAUGGUCGCCAAGAGCCGCUCCAUCGCGCUGCCCAUGGACCUGGACGCCCAUGUGAGCUCCCUGCUCAACAGCAGCUCCACCAGCACCGUGCAGAGGAACACCUCCAGCUACAAGACAGCCACACGCACCUUCCCCCGCGUCUCCACCACCCCCAACCAGUGGGACUACAAGAACAUCAUAGAGAAGCUGCAGGACAUCAUCACCGCGCUGGAGGAUCGCCUCAAGCCGCUGGUGGAGGCCGAGCUGUCCGUGCUGGUGGACGUCCUGCACCGGCCAGAGCUGCUCUUCAUGGAGGGGACGGAGGCGUUCCAGCGAUGCGAGAGCGGGGGAUUCCUGUCCAAGCUGGUGCAGCACACCAAGGACCUCAUGGAGACAGAGGAGAAGCUCUGCAUCAAGGUGCUGAGGACACUGCAGCAGAUGCUGGUGAAGAGGAACAAGUAUGGCGAGAGGGGCAACCUGCUGCGGAAAACACUCAUGAACAAUUACCUGCAGAACAAGAGGUCCAGCUCCAAAGGGGAGAUGGGGGAUGCUGCUGGGGGAGGCCAGGACCAGGACUGGUCUGCCAUCGCCGCUGUCCAGUGCCGGCUGGACCGGGAGGGGGCCACCAAGCUGGUGGCUGACCUCAUCAUGAACACCAAGAACGAGAAGAUCUUCCAGGAGAGCAUCCUGCUGGCCAUCCGGCUGCUGGACGGCGGCAACACCGAGAUCCAGAAAUCCUUUUACAACCUCAUGACGAGCGACAAGAAGUCUGAGAAGUUCUUUAAGGUUCUGCACGACCGGAUGAAGAAGGCGCAGCAGGAGACCAAGUCCACGGUGUCGGUGAACAUGAGUGACAUCGGGAACAAGCCUCGUGAGGACAAGGACGAGCCAGACCCUGGCACCAAAGGUAAGGGGAGUGUCCCCUCGGCAGGGGGGGCCCCUCUGACAGCCCGAUGCCGACCAGGAGAUUUCCCUCCAGGACGAGGAGACACCUUCCUGAUGCCCGGCACCCCCACGCGGUACCCGGUGGCCGUGGGGUUUCGGAAGGGCCACGACACGGGGGAGCAGGGCCAGAACAAUGAGAUGGGGGUGACGGUGCUGAUCAUGGAGCCCAUCCUGCGCUUCCUGCAGCUGCUCUGCGAGAACCACAACCGGGACCUGCAGAACUUCCUGCGGUGCCAGAACAACAAAACCAACUACAACCUGGUGUGUGAGACCCUGCAGUUCCUGGACAUCAUGUGUGGCAGCACCACGGGGGGCUUGGGGCUGCUGGGCCUCUACAUCAACGAGUACAACGUGGCCCUCAUCACCCAGACCCUGGAGACCCUGACCGAGUACUGCCAGGGGCCCUGCCACGAGAACCAGAGCUGCAUCGUGACCCACGAGUCCAACGGGAUCGACAUCAUCACAGCCCUCAUCCUGAACGACAUCAGCCCCCUCUGCAAGUACCGCAUGGACCUGGUGCUGCAGCUGAAGGACAAUGCCUCCAAGCUCCUCUUGGCCCUCAUGGAGAGCAGGCACGACAGCGAAAAUGCCGAGCGGAUCCUCAUCAGCCUCCGUCCACAGGAACUGGUGGAUGUGAUUAAGAAGGCUUAUCUGCAGGAGGAGGAGUGUGAGAACGCCGAGGUUUCCCCCCGGGAAGUUGGUCACAACAUUUAUAUCCUGGCACUGCAGCUUUCCCGACACAACAAGUCUCUGCAGCAGCUCCUGAAGCCAGUGAAGCGAAUCCAGGAGGAAGAGGAGGAGGGCAUCUCAUCCAUGCUCAGCCUCAACAACAAGCAGCUGUCGCAGAUGCUGAAGUCGACGGCCCCGGUGCAGGAGGAAGAGGAGGAUCCGCUGGCAUAUUAUGAGAAACACACGUCCCAGAUCGAGAUCGUGCGCCUGGACCGGAGCAUGGAGCAGAUCAUCUUCCCGGUGCCUGGAAUCUGUGAGUUCCUCACCAAGGAGACCAAGUACAGGCUGUUCACCACCACGGAGCAGGAUGAGCAGGGCAGCAAAGUCAGCGACUUCUUCGACCAGUCGUCCUUCCUGCACAACGAGAUGGAGUGGCAGAAGAAGCUGCGCAGCAUGCCGCUGAUGUACUGGUUCUCCCGCAGAAUGACGCUCUGGGGAAGCAUUUCCUUCAACCUGGCUGUCUUCAUCAACAUCAUCAUUGCUUUCUUCUACCCCUACGUGGAAGCCACUUCCAUGGGAGUGCUGGAUUCCCCGCUGAUCUCCCUGCUCUUCUGGAUCCUGAUCUGCUUCUCCAUCAUGGCUCUGUUCACCAAGCGCUACGGCGUCCGCCCGCUGCUCGUGGCGCUCAUCCUGCGCUCCAUCUACUACCUGGGCAUCGGGCUCACGCUCAACAUCCUGGGAGCCCUCAACCUGACCAACAAGAUCGUGUUCGUGGUGAGCUUCGUGGGCAACCGGGGCACCUUCAUCCGCGGGUACAAGGCCAUGAUCAUGGAUGUGGAGUUCCUGUACCACGUGGGCUACAUCGUGACCAGCGUCCUGGGGCUCUUCGUGCACGAGCUCUUCUACAGCAUCCUGUUGUUUGACUUGAUCUACCGUGAGGAGACCUUGUUUAAUGUCAUCAAAAGCGUGACGCGGAACGGCCGCUCCAUCCUGCUGACAGCCCUGCUGGCCCUCAUCCUCGUCUACCUCUUCUCCAUCGUGGGCUUCCUGUUCCUGAAGGAUGAUUUCAUCCUGGAGGUGGAUCGUCUGCCGGACAGCAAAGAUGAUCCCUUGGGGAUGCAAAGGAACAUGGAGACCUUCAUGGAAUCGUGCAGCAGUGACAAAGUCAGCUGCUCUACUGCGCCCACUGCCUUGGAAGAAGCUGAGCCCGAGCAGUGGGAGCGCGCCUGUGACACGCUGCUCAUGUGCAUCGUCACCGUGCUGAACCACGGGCUGCGGAACGGCGGCGGCGUCGGGGACAUCCUGCGGAAACCCUCCAAGGAUGAGUCCCUGUUUCCUGCUCGGGUUGUCUACGACCUCCUCUUCUUCUUCAUUGUCAUUAUCAUCGUCCUUAACCUCAUCUUUGGGGUCAUUAUUGACACCUUUGCUGAUCUGAGGAGUGAGAAACAAAAGAAGGAAGAGAUCCUGAAGACCACCUGUUUCAUCUGUGGCCUGGAACGGGACAAGUUUGACAACAAGACCGUGUCCUUUGAGGAGCACAUUAAAUACGAGCACAACAUGUGGAACUACCUGUACUUCAUUGUGCUGGUGCGGGUGAAGAACAAGACGGACUACACGGGGCCCGAGAGCUACGUGGCACAGAUGAUAAAGAACAAGAACCUGGACUGGUUCCCCCGGAUGCGAGCCAUGUCCCUGGUCAGCAAUGAAGGGGAAGGGGAACAGAACGAGAUCCGGAAUCUGCAGGACAAACUGAACACCACGAUGAAGUUGGUGUCCCACCUCACCUCCCAGCUGAACGAGCUCAAGGAACAGAUGACGGAGCAGCGGAAGCGCAGGCAGAGGAUGGGGUUUGUGGAUGUCCAGAACACCAUGAACCACUGAGACACAGCGGCACCUUCACCCACCGAGGGACUGCACCUGUGUGCCAGCUAAGGAGGCUGCUUCUCCCUGGGUUCCAGGCAUGGAUGUCACUGUCUGGGGACGACAGACCACAUGCCAAGGGCUUCCCAGGCAGCAUUUCCCUUAGAGCGCUUGUAAACAAUUCCAGGAGCAGGGACUGGCCGGAUUCCUCCCCACACCUGGGCCCAGGUGUUUCUCUACCGCCCUCGUAGGAAGAUAAAUCAUACAGGACUUUUAUUCCUCAUUGCAACAACUCUUUAUUUUGCAAAUGUGGAGGGUUGUAUCUUUAUCUCCAUGCGCUCCAUCCCCUCGGGUGUGGGGGAAGUAGCUGUAGGGCCGCAAUAUUUAACUUAUUCCGAGUGCCACUAGUCCCUGUGGAUCUUUGCAAACCAGCCAUGGUAUCUGCUGGGCUGCUCCACGCUGAUCCCCCUCCACUUAAAGAAUUCUCUUCAUCAUGUGGUGCAGUAAAGAGGAGCUGAACUCGAGGAGGUGGAUUUAAUUUAAUUAACUCACCAGAUGAGGAGCUGAGCUUGUCCUAGUGUGAACUAGUCUUUUGCCUUCUGUGGACCAAGAGUCUUUGGGCAGCAGUAGUAGGAGCCUGCAGGUUUACAGGAGUUCACUGUGAAGGGGUGUCCUGUGUUUUAGUUUCAUCUCUGGUGUCGUGUUUUACUUUUUUUUUUUAGUUGUUACUGUUGUUACUUAAGAACUGAAGUGUAAAUUGCCUUAACUAAAUUAAAUACAAAAUCAUGUUAUAAUAAAAACUUAAACGUGGUAA
Empidonax traillii (willow flycatcher) is the source of this 9181-nucleotide messenger RNA. It is a transcript of the gene ITPR3, whose product is annotated as inositol 1,4,5-trisphosphate receptor type 3. Gene Ontology annotation, cellular component: membrane; endoplasmic reticulum. NCBI's taxonomy places the organism in Eukaryota, Metazoa, Chordata, Aves, Passeriformes, Tyrannidae. Gene Ontology annotation, biological process: calcium ion transmembrane transport. The transcript has 57 exons. Gene Ontology annotation, molecular function: inositol 1,4,5 trisphosphate binding; inositol 1,4,5-trisphosphate-gated calcium channel activity. The record is from RefSeq and is a predicted model, not a curated record. The coding region runs from base 328 to 8388 and encodes 2686 amino acids.